GCGGCUGAAACUUGAAAAUUUUAGGGUUUAAGGUAUUGGUCGAAGAAGCAAAAAAUCCCAGAGAGCGAGCACCGUCGCCAAAAUGUCGAAGAAAAACGAUUUAGGUCGACGGAAAAGACAGCACGAAUUCAAUCUUCGAAAGGAAAAAGCAGAGAAAGAAAAGCUAGAGAAGAAGCUACAAGCAAAAAAGAACAAGAUGAAGGUGGAUGGUAAGGACAAGAAGAAGAAAGGUGGAAGUGGGUUUCAAGUGGGGAAGAAAAAAUUGAAGACGAAGUUGACACCAUUGGCCAAAGCUAAAGCUGCACAAGCAAUGGAGGUUGACAAAUGAGAUUAUGCUGUAAUUCGGUUAGGUGUAUGUAUGUGGGCAAUCAAUCAGAAAGUUUGGUUGAUUAGAUAACUGGAUUGGUCCUCCUUGUCUUCUUUUUCACCAUUUCAUCCUUUGGUCUGUGAAAUUGAAGAAGCUCUUACGUCUUUUCUCUGCAAUUAGUUGAUAAAGAAUUGAUAAUUGUUCAUGUUACGUAGUUCUUAUUCAAUAUUCUUUCUCGUGCUUUUA
Molecule: messenger RNA, 553 nt
Organism: Nicotiana attenuata
Lineage: Eukaryota; Viridiplantae; Streptophyta; Magnoliopsida; Solanales; Solanaceae
Exons: 3
Coding region: 83-328 (81 amino acids)
Source: RefSeq, a predicted model, not a curated record